AUGAACGCCUUCUCGCCGCGACUUCUAUCCUUCAAACGUACCAUGGCGACCAUUGGAACUCUCCAGCGCAUCACUGCUGACAAGCUCUCUGCCAUACUUCUGGCUGAGCAGGCUGCGGCCAACCCAUCUGUGGCCGUGGUUGACGUCCGCGACGAUGACUAUAUCGGCGGCCACAUCAACGGCUGCAUCAACGCGCCCUCCCGCACCCUCGACGCCAUGAUGCCCACCCUCAUCCGCCGCCUCGAAGACAAGAAGACGGUGGUUUUCCACUGCGCCCUCUCACAGCAACGCGGACCCAGCGCCGCCCUUCGCUACCUCCGAGAACGUGACCAGAUUCUUGCCUCCAAAAAGGCUUCGGAAUCGUCAGAUGAUAAAGCCUCAGUGGAGCCUCAGACCGUCUACGUUCUCGACCGUGGCUUUGUCGGGUGGCAGGAAGUCUAUGGCGAAGAUGAGCGAUUGACUGAGGGAUAUCGAAAGGAACUCUGGAGGGAUGGGUACUGGGGCUGA
Molecule: messenger RNA, 507 nt
Organism: Colletotrichum karsti
Lineage: Eukaryota; Fungi; Ascomycota; Sordariomycetes; Glomerellales; Glomerellaceae
Exons: 2
Coding region: 1-507 (168 amino acids)
Cellular component (GO): nucleus; cytoplasm
Molecular function (GO): protein tyrosine phosphatase activity
Source: RefSeq, a predicted model, not a curated record